Messenger RNA from Nymphaea colorata (pocket water lily), 918 nucleotides. RefSeq names its product probable CCR4-associated factor 1 homolog 11. Bases 1 to 918 code for a protein of 305 amino acids. The transcript has a single exon. Gene Ontology annotation, cellular component: P-body; CCR4-NOT complex; CCR4-NOT core complex. The record is from RefSeq and is a predicted model, not a curated record. NCBI's taxonomy places the organism in Eukaryota, Viridiplantae, Streptophyta, Magnoliopsida, Nymphaeales, Nymphaeaceae. Gene Ontology annotation, molecular function: poly(A)-specific ribonuclease activity; nucleic acid binding.
AUGGAGAUUGAAGUGAGGGAAGUGUGGUAUUGGAACCUUAGAAAAGAGAUGGCUACGAUUGCAUGCUUGAAAGAUUAUUUUCCCUUUGUGGCUUUUGACACGGAGUUCCCUGGCUUCCUUGUGUCUUCGUCUUGGAAGGCAUCUCCGGAUGAGUUAUACGCCGACAUGAAAUCGAAUGUAGAUGGCUUGAAAGUGAUUCAAGUUGGCCUCGCCUUAUUCGACGCCUGGGGUAGGCUUCCGUUCUCGAGGCCAAAUCGUGCGGUGGUGUGGCAGUUCAACCUCUCCGAUUUCGACCCAUCUUGUGAUCGCCACUCGCCUUCCGCAGUCGAGUUUCUGAAAGAGAACGGCAUCGAUCUUGAAGCGACUCGACGUCAGGGGAUCAAAUCCAUCAGGCUCUGCCGAGAGUUUUGGGCCGCAGGAUUGCUGGCCAACCGUCGUCUUGUUUGGCUUUGCUUCCAUGGGAGCUAUGAUUUUGGGUAUAUGUUAAAGCUGAUUGAAGGUGGGAAGCCGUUGCCCCUUACUCGACACGAAUUCAUGAAGAAGGUGAAGGCCUGCUUUUGCAAUAUAUACGAUCUGAAGUACAUCGCUAAGUCUUACGAUGAACUUAAGAGAGGUAGACUGGGGCUUUGCAAGAUGGCUGAAAUUCUUCGAGUUAAGGAUUACUUGGAGCGCUCUCAGGAGGUGGAUAACAAACAAAAAGUGGGGAAUCACAGGUACCACCAAGCUGGAUGGGACAGCCUAGUUACUGGCAUGUCCUUUUUUCGGCUGCGAACGAUUCCCGUGGUUCAAGCUCUGAAGCAUAGCUCAUGUGAGCUGCGAGCAAUUGAUUACUCAGGUUUCAACGCGGUGAUGAGGGAUUCUUAUGGAGCGAUUUUUGACAUAGAGGCUAAGGUGGGUAACGCAGUCUCAGCAUAUUAA